Messenger RNA from Danaus plexippus (monarch butterfly), 2413 nucleotides. Its product is annotated as growth hormone-regulated TBC protein 1-A. The coding region runs from base 146 to 1165 and encodes 339 amino acids. The transcript has 6 exons. Lineage: Eukaryota; Metazoa; Arthropoda; Insecta; Lepidoptera; Nymphalidae. The record is from RefSeq and is a predicted model, not a curated record.
AUACUGUCAUAUGAGGAUUCAGAGUAAGAAUUUAUUAAGAGGAGUAUUUGGGGGCGUACCUAAAGAAAAAUAAAGUAGUGAAAAUUAAAUAAGAGUAUCUAAUUAUGAAUGAUCGUAAAAACGUAGUGUAAAAUCUAUCAAUCCCAUGAAGAUGGCUCAUUCAAGUUUUAGUACUGUCGAUGAAUAUGGCUUCGAACGACACGAUGAUUUUGAUUAUGAAAGUUAUGAAGACUUUAUGUCUCACUAUUUAAAAGUAUUGGCUUCAAGAGCGCAAAAAUGGUCAACAUUACUUGGCGAAGGAAAGUCGGUCAAACGUACGAAUACUGUUAAAAGAUAUGUUCGCAAAGGAAUCCCAAGUGACCAUCGACCAUCCGUAUGGAUGGCAAUAUCAGAAGCAGAAAAAAUGAAAGAAUCAUCACCAGAUUUAUACCAAAAGAUUUUAGAUGGGCCAUUUGAAAAGGAACUUGUUGAUCUUGUAAAGACGGACCUUCCACGUACAUUCCCUGAUAACAUUUAUUUCUCUAAAGAGGCGAACCACCAAACGCAUCUCUUCCAUGUUUUGAUAGCCUAUGCUCAUAAUAAUAGAGUUGUGGGGUAUUGUCAAGGCCUGAACUAUAUAGCAGGUUUACUGCUACUUGCUACAAAAAGUGAGGAAACCUCAUUUUGGCUUCUCAAAGUUCUGGUAGAAAAGAUUCUCCCCGACUACUACACAAAGACUAUGGACGGUCUCAUUGUAGAUAUUGAAGUAUUAUCCGAACUGGUCAAAUCCAAAGUACCUGAUGUACAUCAACACGUAAUCAACUUAGGUUUACCUUGGGCGGUGAUAACCACAAAGUGGUUUGUAUGUCUAUUUGCUGAAGUUCUGCCCAUAGAGACGGUUUUGAGAAUAUGGGAUUGCCUUUUUUACGAGGGCUCCAAAAUACUUUUCAGAGUCUGUUUGACGCUCAUAAGAAAUAACAGAGCGUCCAUACUCGCCUGCAAUGAUUUCACUUCCUUGGCAGAAUGUUUCAAAGCUAUUGUGAAGAAUGCCAGUGCGUUACACUGUCAUGAAUUCAUGCAAUCUAUUUUUAAAGUGCCGGGCACACUAUCAAACUCGACCAUAUUGAAGUUAAGAGCCCGCUUCGCCAAGCAACGUCGGGAGCAGCAACAGAAGGAACACCGAUGAAUCAUUUCAUAAAUGAUUAACAGGAACUUUUGAUCUCAUCCCAUCAAAAGAUUUACCAAAUUUCUAUUAAAACUGUUGUUAUUAUACUUAGAGUUCAACUUGUUCAGUAAUAGAUUUUAAUGUUUUAGUGUAAUAUUAACAUAUGCAUCCAACGGGCACUACUGUACAAUCUAACUAGUCCAAAAACUUAGUAAUUUUUUACUCUCAUGAACCAAAUUUGUGAACAAUUAUUUUUAAUUUUUCUCAACCGGUAAUUUUAAUUUUACCUUAUAGUAGGUAUACCUUUAGUAGUCUUUUUAUUUUUUUUAUUUUUUUUUUUUUUUUUGUUACUACUUCAACAUCUUUUUCUUGAAGGUUUAUGAAAUAACAUGACUUAUACUCCAUCAUGACUUGUGUGAAUAAUUUCUGUACCCUCUAGAUGACUACAAUACAAUAGUUAAACAUUAAUUGGGUGUGCUAGGUUAAAGUAUUUAUUUUAAUUAAGAAACUUUUGAGUGAGAAAUGUUUAAAUCACUCGUGUAUGACAAAUGUUGUUAAUAUUAUUUUUUUUGAAACGGCAAGUUAAAUCGUAACGUAAAAAUAUGCUUACUUUGGUUUAUGGGUAGUUGAUAUGCCAUAGGAAACAGGUGAUUUUAUUAAGUAUUAAGUAAAAUACAUUUGUUUUAAACAUUUCAUAGUAGGAAUUCUUUCAUGGAAAUGAUAUAUUUUCAUUCGUAAUACAAAAAAAAAAUAUUUUAGUUUAGAAUUAACAUUUGACUGCGGCACUAAUAUUGACAAUGAGAAAAAUAAAUGUACCUUGUGCUAGGUAGUUUUAUAUUUUUAUUAUUUGGCAUAAUAUAUAUGUCCUCCUUAGACAGGUACAUUGUAUAAUUUUUUUUUUUAAAGUUAUAAAAUUUGUUGAUAUCGCUUAAGUUUCAUAACUAAAAGACAAUUACUUAUAAUUUUAUUAAGAUAUAUAUUUAUAUUCCUAACUUAAGUUUUCACUUCUAAGUACAUGGGUUCCUAUCUUUUUGUAUUAUAUUUACACUAUUGAUUCUAUUUUUCAUAAAAUACUAUAUGUACCUAUGUAUUUUUCUAAUCAAUUUUUUUAAAAAUAUAAAACAAUUACUUUUUCUUGUAAUAUGUAUGUGGUUCUAAGCUUUGCUUAAUAAUGACUUUGCUUAAUGAAUAAUCUGUGUGUUAGUGAUGUUCUUUAAUACAUGUUAUAAGAAGUCUUUGUAUUAGAAUAAAUUAUGAAGUUGUUGAGAA